Molecule: messenger RNA, 1187 nt
Organism: Colletotrichum navitas
Lineage: Eukaryota; Fungi; Ascomycota; Sordariomycetes; Glomerellales; Glomerellaceae
Product: S-adenosyl-L-methionine-dependent methyltransferase
Exons: 2
Coding region: 147-812 (221 amino acids)
Molecular function (GO): S-adenosylmethionine-dependent methyltransferase activity
Source: RefSeq, a predicted model, not a curated record
AGCACAUUCACUCAAACUCACUCGCUCACUCAUCGUCGGCUCAUCGACUCAUCGACGCGGCACCUUCACACUCACCUCCCGCGGGCUCAUCUCACACUGAACACUUCACUCACAACUCGGCACCUCACUCAUCCGCCUCGCACGAGAUGGGCGAACCCAGCGAGGCCGAGGCGCUCGCCACGCCCGAGUUCUGGAACGAGCGCUACACAAAGUCAGACGGCUCGAACCCGACACACGAGUGGUUCCGCACCUUUGCCGCCCUCGAGCCCUUCUUCCAGAGGCACCUCUUCUCUCAGAGACCCCCGGAGUCGGCGCCGCGUAUCAUGCACCUGGGGUCCGGCGAUAGUACCAUCCCCGCCGACCUCGCCGAGCGCGGCUACCGGAACCAGCUGUGCCUCGACUUCUCCACCGUGGUCGUCGACCUCAUGGCUGCGCGCCACGCCGCCGUCGCGGGCGGCGGCAUCGAGUGGCGCUGGGCCGACGUCCGCGACAUGCCCGACGCCGCGCCCACGGGCUCCGUCGACGUCGCCUUCGACAAGGGCACCAUGGACGCCAUGAUCCACGGGAGCCCGUGGUCGCCGCUCCCGGACGUCCGCGACAACACGGCGCGGUACCUGCGCGAGGUCCACCGCGCCCUGAGGCCCGGCAGCGGCGUCUUCCUCUAUGUCACCUACCGCCAGCCGCACUUCAUCCGGCCGCUGCUCGAGGCCGCGGGGGCGUCGUGGGACCUCGACAUGGAGGUGCUCGAGGGCGGGGAGAGCGCGUUUGAUUACUACGGCUGGGUCCUGUGCAAGAAGGCGGCGGACUCGUGAGGGGAGCGCGUACCAGUGGGAAGGGAGGUCAAGGGAUUGGGUUUUAGAUACCUCGGUUAUAGACAUGUACUUAGAUUACGAAUCAUAGAGGAGUUGCGGUCUCAUAUUUCUGGGUCGGACUGGGCGGUAGCGACUGUAGAGGGAGACCAGUUGGGAUUCCGGUCGAUUCGAGUGAGGGAUGGCGGUGUGCCGGACAGAGUUACCCUCAUGGCCAACCUCGCGCUGGCCGAGUGAAUGCUUGCGUCUUCAUGUCUCUCUGUCUGGUUCCUGGUCAUUGGCACCAGCCAGCAGUAUUGAGACACUGGACGCCGUAGUUUCACUCAUCACUAUCACGGUCAGGAGGACGUUACACACAUACCGAUGGCAUCAAAGACA